AUGAUGCAAUCACCAUGUAUAGAUUGGGAUGCUGACUUACCCGAAGAAUAUCUUUCGACAUGGCUUACAUGGACACACUCGCUGAGCAUUAUUGAGGAUUUUAAGGUUCCCCGGAAAUACUUAUCCAUUGGAUUUUCAGAACUUGGGAACAAACAAGUUUUGAUAUUCUCGGAUGCAUCAGAAUUAGCUAUAUCGGCUGUAGCUUACCUACAUGAUAACAGAGACAGCUCCCUAGGAUUCAUCAUAGGAAAAUCUAAAGUUGCUCCAAGGCUAGCUUCUUCUGUGCCACGUUUGGAAUUAUGUGCUGCAGUGUUAGGAGUCGAGAUUGCUUGUAUUAUCCGUGAUCAAUUGGACAUUAGCGCUGAUCAUUUCCAGUUCUUUAUUGACAGUAAGAUAGUAUUAGGAUACAUCCACAACCACACUAAGAGAUUUCUUACUUAUGUGAGUAACAGGAUUCAGCGCAUCCUCAACUUUACCUCAGCAGAUCAUUGGAACUUCAUUGCAACCAAUCAAAAUCCUGCCGAUCACGGUACUAAGCCUACCUCUAACAGAGCUGUCUACGACUCAUGGAUUUGUGGACCUGUAGAAUGGCUACAAUUUCAGGACAUAAACUCAAUUCAAGCUCCAAUGUUUGAACUUGUAGAACCGAACUUGGACAAGGAAAUAAAGCAAGAAGUUCUCAUUAAUAAAGUGCACUCAUCUAGUCCACCAUUUGGUACUCACCAUUUUGAAAAGUUUUCUUCAUGGAGGAAUCUUGUACAUGCUAUCGCCUCAUUGAAGUUAUUGGUCAGGAGAAGGAAACGGCGCAGUGAGAAUGACAAACAGUUAGGUGAUACAGAGGAAGACAAGAUACAUGCUCGCAAGGACGCGGAGGAAUUCAUAAUUCGCUUAAUUCAGAGUGAAAAUUUUGGAAAGGAAAGAGAUGCACUUAAAGAUGGCAAAAUACUCCGUAAGGAUAGUUGCAUUUCUAAACUGGAUCCAUUUUUGAACAAUAAGGAUAUAUUGCAAGUUGGUGGCAGACUGCGACAUUCUGAAUUUGACCUGGGUGAAAGAAAUCCAAUUCUUAUGCCUGGAAAACAUCGUGUUUCAAGACUGUUAGUUGUACAGUAUCAUGAGGAAACACACCACCAAGGUCGCCAUAUAACCGAAGGUGCCAUAAGAAAUGCGGGAUGGUGGAUUACAGGUGCCAAACGUUUGAUAUCCUCCAUAAUACAUAAGUGUGUGAAGUGUAGAAGAGGACGCGGGAAGUUUCUCAACCAGAAAAUGGCUGAUCUUCCACCUGAGCGUUUGAAAUCAUCGCCUCCUUUUACUUAUGUUGGAAUUGAUUGUUUCGGUCCAUGGAAUGUGACAACGAGAAAAACACGUGGCGGCAGCGCAGACUCCAAGAGAUGGGCUGUGCUCUUUACAUGUUUGUGUUCAAGGGCUGUACAUAUAGAAGUGAUUGAACAAAUGAGUACACCGUCAUUUAUUAAUGCCCUAAGACGUUUCUACGCAACCCGUGGUGCUGUAAAAGAAUUCUACUCAGACAGAGGAACGAACUUCAUUGGAGCUGUCCGUGAACUCGGAAUCGGCUCAAUAAAUGUGGAGGAUCCCCCUAUUCAGAACAUGUUAACAGAAAGAAACACUGUGUGGAAGUUUAACACUCCCUACUCUUCACAUAUGGGAGGAACAUGGGAACGCCUCAUAGGAAUCACACGUCGCAUUUUAGAUGCCAUACUACUUGAAGUAAAACACACCAAGCUAACACACGAAGUGCUCUGUACAUUUUUUGCCGAGGUUGUUAAUAUUAUCAACAAUAGACCUCUCGUACCGGUGUCCAGUGAUUCCGAUUUACCAUCCGUACUUACUCCGAAUGUUUUGUUAACACAGAAGAUUGGGGACGUGUCCGAUGCCCCUUUGAACCUUAAUGUGCGCGAUUUAUACACUUCCCAAUGGAAGAUUGUACAAGUCCUUGCUGACAGGUUUUGGGAACGUUGGCGCAAACAGUAUUUACAGUCUCUACAGUCGCGCAACAAAUGGAAGGAGGUCAAACCAAAUAUUCAAGUUGGUGAUGUCGUCAUUCUAAAGGACAAUGAACAGUAUAGAAACUUUUGGCCUCUAAGUCGCGUUACCCGAGUGUUCCCUAGUAGCGAUGACCUAGUUCGCAAAGUGGAAGUUGUCACCUUCGCAGAUGGAAUUAAACAUACUUAUGUCCGACCAAUUACUCAUGUGAUUCCACUAUUUUGA
Messenger RNA from Ostrea edulis (European flat oyster), 2226 nucleotides. RefSeq lists its product as uncharacterized. The coding region runs from base 1 to 2226 and encodes 741 amino acids. Gene Ontology annotation, molecular function: nucleic acid binding. The record is from RefSeq and is a predicted model, not a curated record. Lineage: Eukaryota; Metazoa; Mollusca; Bivalvia; Ostreida; Ostreidae. Gene Ontology annotation, biological process: DNA integration. The transcript has a single exon.